Suillus subaureus is the source of this 531-nucleotide messenger RNA. RefSeq lists its product as uncharacterized. The record is from RefSeq and is a predicted model, not a curated record. The coding region runs from base 1 to 531 and encodes 176 amino acids. NCBI's taxonomy places the organism in Eukaryota, Fungi, Basidiomycota, Agaricomycetes, Boletales, Suillaceae. The transcript has 4 exons.
AUGCCUCGUAGUCCACAAGCAUACGCAAAAUCGUUGUCGUUGUCGAAACCUUGCAUGCUCGUUGAGCACCUCGCUGGAUCUGCGGAUACCAGCCACCGCAAAAGUGUUUACAAGAGGGGUGGCAAGGUGAGCCAAUGGGUGGUGUUUCCAGAUGCAGCGAAAGCUACGCCAGCCAUCGCUGCGGCAGAUAUGAUCAUGAUUAUUUGCAGUUACUCACUAGUUUCAAGCCUAGGUCGUGAACCUAAGCUGGCCGAAGCCGCAGCUUCGGGGUGCGAAGUGUACGAAGGUGACGAUGCGGGGUGCUGGAAUUUUCCCACGGUUUGGCACGUGAACUUCCGUGACUUGCGUUUGAAAUACAUGGUCCCAAAGAUCAGAGUCUACCAAGCACUCGUUAUCUGCAAGCGAGGAGGGUGGAGGCAGAGGUGGACGCUCCACACGUGGAUCAAACUUCGGGUCAAGCUCGGUCGCAACGUCUGGCAAAUGAUGGUGGAUAAUCUCUUCAAAGAAUUCAAAAAACCUUGCCUGAUAUGA